This is a messenger RNA of Magnolia sinica, 2289 nucleotides long. RefSeq lists its product as uncharacterized. The record is from RefSeq and is a predicted model, not a curated record. Bases 371 to 2209 code for a protein of 612 amino acids. The transcript is spliced from 10 exons. NCBI's taxonomy places the organism in Eukaryota, Viridiplantae, Streptophyta, Magnoliopsida, Magnoliales, Magnoliaceae.
UAAGUUCGAACUGAUAUAUCUGUGUCUUGCAGCAUCUCCAAACGGUUAUCUAACCGUUCUACAUUUCCAAUAAGAAAAAGAAAAAGAAGAAGAAGAAGCAGAAGAAGAAGAAGAGGAAUUUGAAGUAGAAAAGCUGACACCCACUUAUCUUUUUCACUUUUAUUUUCUUUCUAUUGAUUUUGUAGUGUGUGAGAAGCAUAGAUUUUGAGUUCAUUUGCAUGUGAUGUCCUUGUAAUUCCUCCCCAUUUUGAUUGGAUUUCCUUUGCCAAGUGAAAAAUAUUGGAUUUUGGGAGGUUUGGGCAGUGAAUGGGGUUUUAUUUUGAUAUGGGUGUGAAGUGAUUGGUGAGAUCUGGGUCUGAAAAGAAGCGAGAUGGAGCCUCCAAGCGGUUUUUGGGCUACUUGUUGGAGAUUUCUCUUCUUUCUUCCCUUCUUCCUUGGGCUGCUCCUUCUGGGCAUUAUUAAAGGUGUCAUUUUCUGCCCAUUGGUAUGCCUUAUCAUGACCAUCGGAAAUUCGGCUGUCAUUUUGGGUCUUUGGCCAGCUCAUGUGUUCUGGACAUAUUACUGCAUAGCUAGAGCCAAACAGCUAGGGCCAUUGCUGAAGGUCACGAUGUGUAUUUGUGUUACUGUUCUGCUGGUUUUGUGGCCAUUUGUUGGCAUUAUUGGGAGUAUACUAGCCGGUGCGGGAUACGGCUUAUUUUCUCCAUUGAUUGCCACCUUUGAUGCUGUUGGAGAAGGAAAGCCCAAUGAUUUCAUUCAUUGUAUUUUGAAUGGUACUUGGAGCACCGUCAAACGAAGCUGUACUGUGGUCAGGGACUUCACAGAUGUAUGCUUCCAUUCCUAUUUUUCAAUUAUGAAGGACAUUCGCAAUCAAGAACCUGUCAAUGGGAAACUGUAUGAGAUCAGAUUGUUUCAUCUUCUGGGUGCUCUUUUAGUUGGUGCUGUCGGUGCCAUGGUUGAUGUGCCAGUCAUCACCGCAGUGGCCUUAUGCAAGAGUCCAUUUAUGCUUUUCAAGGGUUGGCAUCGAUUAUUUCAUGACCUCAUAGGUCGUGAAGGACCUUUUUUGGAGACUGCAUGUGUACCAUUUGCUGGGCUUGCUAUUCUCCUCUGGCCAUUAGCAGUGGUAGGAGCAGUAAUGGCUUCAGCACUAUCAAGUUUCUUCUUGGGUGCAUAUGCAGCUGUUGUUGUAUACCAGAUCUGCUAUGAUGAGCUCUGGAUGUUGCAGGAGUCGUCGAUUCUAUUUGGAUUCAACUAUGUUAUCUCUUCCUUCGCCUUGUUUGAUGAAUACAGCAACGACAUCCUUGACAUGCCAGAAGGGUCUUGCUUCCCUAGGCGUCAAUAUCGGAAGGAGAAUUCUUCACGCUCCACUUCUUUCUCGAGGCCUCUCUCCUUCCGCAAUGAAAGACCGGAUGGAAAAGCCCCUCCUUCACGUUCAACAUCAUUCACGAAUUCCAUGGUUGAAUUCAAGACAUUUGAGUUACUCGACAGACUAUUUGAAGAAUGUAAACAACAUGGUCGGAAUUUGGUUGCUGAAGGGCUGAUAACACCUAAAGACAUAGAAGAUUACAAUCAUAGCAAAAGUGGCAGCAGAAUAAUCAGCAUAGGAUUACCGGCAUGCUGCAUCCUUGAGGCACUUCUACGAUCUGCCCAGGCCAACUGUGAUGGUUUAUUGUUAAGUGAUAAAACUACUGUGAUAAGUUCCGUGAACAGACCCAAAGAGCCCAUCUUUGGUUUUUUCUUUGACCCGCUAAUGAUCAUGAAGGAGCAGAUCAAAGUGGAAGCUCUUUCAGACGCAGAAGCGGGGUAUUUGCGGAAGUUGGUCUUGUUGAAUGGUGAUCCCGAGCGUCUGAAAAGUUGCACCAUCGGAUUGCCACCAGAAACAGAUCGGAAACGAGCUGAAGUUGAUGCAUUAGCCCGUAGGUUGCAAGGGAUCACCAAGUCUAUUUCAAGGUAUCCAACAUUCAGGCGCCGGAUCGAAACCCUUGUUAGUUAUCUAUCAGAAGAGUGUAUGAAGAAGGAUGGUUCUGUCAAUGGCUCUCGAUCGACUGCAAGAUCGAGAAGUGGUUUAGGUCGCAUGUUAAGCCAAAAGUCAUUCGGAAGUAAAGGAAGCACCCGGAACACCAAUGAAGAGAUCCAACUGGUUGCUGCAAAUCAAUCGGAGUUCAGAGGUUCUGCAAAUCAAUCCCAGGUCAUAGGAUCGCAGAAUGUGUGAUCAUAGGUAUUUAAUGUUCCUGUUAGAAUGAAAUAAUGGCUCAAUUGAAUUUUAUAGGUCAUAUGUUCCCUUUUCAAUUC